Thalassophryne amazonica is the source of this 2197-nucleotide messenger RNA. RefSeq names its product purinergic receptor P2X, ligand-gated ion channel, 3b (gene p2rx3b). The record is from RefSeq and is a predicted model, not a curated record. Gene Ontology annotation, molecular function: ATP binding; purinergic nucleotide receptor activity; extracellularly ATP-gated monoatomic cation channel activity. NCBI's taxonomy places the organism in Eukaryota, Metazoa, Chordata, Actinopteri, Batrachoidiformes, Batrachoididae. The transcript is spliced from 14 exons. Gene Ontology annotation, cellular component: plasma membrane; nuclear inner membrane. The coding region runs from base 1 to 1323 and encodes 440 amino acids. Gene Ontology annotation, biological process: response to ATP; monoatomic cation transmembrane transport.
AUGUCUACACCCGAAACCACCACAUCCAAAGAAGCAAAAAUGUUUGCAGAUGUAGAGUGGGAAGAGUCGAACCCCUGGUUUGACAGCGUUAGUGGCAGUGGUGCAAAGAUGUGGUCAUGUAUAACAGACUUCUUCACUUAUGAAACCACCAAGUCAGUGGUGGUAAAGAGCUGGACUAUCGGCAUCAUCAACCGCGUUGUUCAACUACUCAUAAUGACUUACUUCAUUGGGUGGGUUUUUCUUUAUGAGAAGGCCUACCAGGUGAGGGAUACAGCCAUUGAAUCAUCAGUGAUGACCAAGGUCAAAGGUUUUGGAAUCUACAAUGACAAAGUCAUGGAUGUUGCAGACUACGUCACUCCUACGCAGGGAGCCUCUGUCUUCUGCAUCAUUACCAAACUCAUCACCACAGAAAACCAAGUCCAAGGCUAUUGUGCUGAGACUGAGAUAAAGAAGUACAUGUGCACUCAUGACAGCAACUGCACAACGCAACUCAGGAAGCCAGCUAGUUAUGGAAUUCUCACAGGGAGAUGUGUUCCUUUUAAUUCUACUCUAAAAACAUGUGAGAUAAGAGGAUGGUGUCCUGCUGAAAUAGACACCAUCAAAACUACCCCAAUGAUGGAAGUUGAAAAUUUUACUAUUUUUAUCAAGAACAGCAUCCGCUUCCCAACCUUCAACUACACCAAAGGGAACUUCCUUCCAACCAUCACCUCGAAAUACAUCAACACCUGUAAUUUUGACAUGGUUAACAACACCUACUGCCCUAUCUUCAGAGUGGGAGACGUGGUCAGCUACGCACAGCAGAAUUUCAGCCAACUGGCAGACAAGGGAGGAGUGAUAGGGAUAAAGAUUGGCUGGAUGUGUGACCUGGACAAGCCGGAUGACCAGUGUAACCCUUCCUACUCGUUCACCAGAUUGGAUGCCAUGUCCCAGAAGAAUGUUGUCUCACCUGGUUACAAUUUCAGGUUCGCCAAAUACUAUAAGAUGGACAAUGGGACGGACUAUCGCACCCUGGUUAAAGCCUAUGCGAUUCGGUUUGAUGUGCUGGUCAAUGGAAAUGCGGGGAAGUUCAAUAUGAUCCCGACACUCAUCAACAUGGUGGCGGCUUUCACUUCAGUGGGAGUGGGGACAGUGCUCUGUGACAUCAUACUGCUCAACUUCCUGAAAGGUGCAGAGCAGUACAAGGCAAAGAAAUUUGAAGAGGUAUCUGACAAUGAAGUGGAUUCCAAAAGUGGGCUGUACCGCUCACAGCUGUCACUCAGGCACGAUGACACGUUCAUGAGGUCGAGUGACUCGGGGGCAUUUUCCAUUGAACACUACAUGUAAUGGAAAUUAAGAAGCAGCAGCCAGUCGGAGGAUGAGAGAUUUUCCUUAUAUCUCCGACUUGUAUUGAGAGCAUCAGCAGAGACAGACUGGCUUCCUGCGUUGUCGUUGGGUUUCAACACAGCCUCACAUGCGCUGGCCACAAUAUUUAUUAUAACUAAUAAUAUAACAAUUGCAUGCAUAUGUUCAACACAAACAAGCAAGAAGAUUUUGUUGAUCCAUUUACAUAUUCUUCAUAAUCUGGUUAAUCUGGAUCUUGUCUCAUGUUUUUUUUUCCUGCAUGUUUUUAGACCUUUUAGACUUGUGUAGACUGUAGCUUAAUACUUAGAACUUUUAUUUUUUUUUUUAAAUAUCAACUUUUUACAUGUUGAUAGAAGAAGAAUGCCCCCCAAACGUAUAUUAAAUGUAUUAUAGUAUAUGGUUGACCUUUGGUAAAUGUGAUGUUGCCAUAUGUGCUACGUUUAAUGGACAUCGGAAUGGAAUUUUUUUUAAUCUUUGACCCCAAUGACCUUGACCUUUGCCAAAACAAACCCCUUAAGGGUAAUACUGUGUUCAACUGACAUGCACACAGCAGGUUUAAUGCAAAAGAUAGAACAAUCACACAACCAUUUCAUGAAUCAUAAUAACAUUUCAUGGCCAAGCCAUCUCUAAAGAUCCUUACAAUUUGUUGAUUAUAUUGUUGUCAUAUGAAAUUAAAACAUUGUCUCUUAAAAUAGCUGUAGACAAUGCAGUGAGAAAAUCCUUUGCAUGAUUACACAUUCAAAUAAAAUUUCAUAAUUUUAUAUAAAAGAAAGCCUUACAUAAGUUUUUUAAAAGGCAGUGUUGAGUUAUAAGAAAUUGUAUAAAAUUUUAGUGUCUCUGAUCGAGAUCUCUGAAA